Messenger RNA from Momordica charantia (bitter melon), 1489 nucleotides. Its product is annotated as protein JINGUBANG-like. The record is from RefSeq and is a predicted model, not a curated record. Lineage: Eukaryota; Viridiplantae; Streptophyta; Magnoliopsida; Cucurbitales; Cucurbitaceae. Gene Ontology annotation, molecular function: protein binding.
AACAUUGAUUCAAUUUUCUUCGGUUCUAAUUCUCUUCCUCCGGAUUUCAAUUAUUACGAAAAUGAAAUUUGGCAAUUCGUUGACUCAUUCUGGCCUCAAUAUCUCUCUGGUCGUCAACGACGCCGUCGGCGACGAUGGCGAUUUUCCGACGCCGAGCAGUACGGAUUCCUCCAAUAGCCGGCAGGACGGCGACGGGUCUCCGGCGAGCUUGUCGCCGUGGAACCAGACCUAUCCCUUCAUGAAAUCUCCCUGUUUUUCCCAAUUCCGAUACGGCGGCGCCCACCGGAAUAACAAUUCUCUCAUUGGGUCUCUUGUCCGCGAGGAAGGCCACGUGUACUCGCUCGCCACCGCCGGCGAGCUGCUCUACACCGGCUCCGACAGCAGAAACAUUCGGGUCUGGAAAAAUCUUAAGGAAUUUAACGGAUUCAAAUCGAGCAGCGGAUUGGUUAAGGCAAUUGUAAUCUCCGGCGAGAAGAUCUUCACCGGUCACCAAGACGGGAAAAUUCGGGUGUGGAAAAAGGACCCAAGCGGCGGUCACCGGCGGGCAGGGACGUUACCGGCGAUGAGAGACAUACUGAGAAGCUCCAUAAACCCCCAAAACUACGUCGUUGUGAGACGAAACCGGAGCCGGCUUUGGUUUAAGCACGCCGAUGCGGUUUCGAGCCUGAGCCUGAGCGAAGAUAGAACAUUAUUGUACUCCUGCUCAUGGGAUGCAACUUUGAAAGUGUGGAGAAUUUCAGAUUCCAAGUGCCUGGAAUCACUUACUGUCCACGACGAUGCUGUAAAUGCAGUCGUGGCAGCACCAGAUGGCCUCGUCAUUACCGGCUCAGCAGAUGGCACUGCUAAGGUAUGGAGGAGGCAGCAUGAAGAAUCGAACGACGCAACAAAACACAUAUUGGAGCAAACGCUGCUGAAGCAAGAAAGUGCGGUGACGGCGGUGGCCGUGAACGCCGCCGGUACGGUGGUGUACUGCGGAUCCUCCGACGGGCUGGUCAACUUCUGGGACCAAGAAAAGCGGUUGACUUACGGCGGAGUCCUCAAGGGCCACAGCCUAGCGGUUCUCUGCCUCGCGGCGGCCGGAAACCACAUGGUUCUGAGCGGCUCCGCCGAUAAAACCAUAUGCGUGUGGCGGAGGGAGGGGCUGUGCCACACGUGCGUAUCGGUGCUGACGGGGUACACCGGCCCCGUAAAAUGCCUCGCCGUGGAGGAAGACAAACACGGCGGCCGGCGGUGGAUUGCGUACAGCGGUAGCCUUGACAGAUCGGUGAAGGUGUGGGGCGUUUCAGACGGCGUCGGCGGCUGAUCGGAAGAGGAAUACGGUAACACGUAAUCAGCAACGGAACAAAUGAAAAGCUGCCACGUAAGCUGGAAACCAUAUCAUUAAAUUGUAUAGUUUGCAUGCUAGGUGUGUCGUGACACGUGGAGAAUGUAAUGAUUUUGGAAUGGAAGAUCAGUGAAAAAUUUGUCAUACAGAGAGUUAAAAGCAUUA